UUGUUUCCGCGGGAGGCAUCACUCUUUCCCUCAUGUUUUGGAGAUGCCAUGGCGACCAGAGAACUCUGGCAAAAAUGGCACUCGCAUCACUACGAAGAGGCGGUCACUGAAGUUUGCACCUUGCUGGAGGUGCAUGAGCAAGCCUUCGCUUCAGACCAGGAGCUGCUCAACGCUGCAAGUGAUCUGGGCCAGCCUGGGGCCACGCCUUCGCCGGGCCUCGGCAGAGAGGACUUGGCCCUCUUCGGCGCCGCGUGUUGCAACCGCUUGGCCGAGCAGCAGCGGAGCGACUGGCGGCAGAGCGCCCACUGGUGCGCGUUGGCGCGGCAGUUCGAAGGCCACGGGUCACUCCACCUGGACGGGCCGGGCCCCGAGCGCCCGCCGGGCCGAGCCUGCCAGGCUGCCUGGGCCACCAGCCGCUUCCAGCGGCUGUUCACUGUCGCGGAGGCCGCGCGCGCGGCGGCCAAGGCGGCCAAGGCAACGUCAACGGAGACGGCGCAGUGGGACCUGCAGACGUCAGAGAAAUGUUUGAAGGCUUGUGAAGACUUAUGGCAGAGGUGGCCUUCGUGUAGCUCCAGCCCUGAGAGCAUCUACACUUGCUUAGCGGAAGUGUGUUGGCAGCUCAAGGACAUGGAAUCAGUUCGAUCCAGCUGUCGAAAAGCGCUGUCGCUCUUCAUGUCCACAGAUCGCCUGUCUCCGGCCAAAGCGUACGCUUGCAUGUUCGUCCUUUGGGUCUUCCAAAGUGCAGCUCUCGAUGUCUUCAGCUGGCGAGAGGUCCGAGCAGCCCUACAGUGCGCGAAGGAUCUCUUCGAAAGGUUGCAGAAGGGUGGUGCGCCGGAGGAGGAGCUACGACCGCAUCAGCGCAUCCUGCGGCGCUUGCAGCGGCAGGGGCAGGUGGUGCCCAUGGCUCCGAUCGACCUGCAGGAGGCCCAGUUGGAUCUCGGCUUGAGUUCUGAGAAGCCGAGGCCAGAGCAGCAGAGGGAUCAGCAGGAAGAGUUGGAGGUGACCGUGCCCGCGACGGCGGACGCUGCGGUCAUGACGGAGGCACCAGGGUCUCUCCCAGACGAGGCGAUGGAGGCCUUCCUGAAGGAGGUGGCCGAGCAUCCCAGUCCACCAGCCGAUGUGGCGGAGUGUUCCGAGAUUCUGGACUUCCUGCAGCGCCUGGACGAGGCGGGCGAAGCUCCCGAUCCGCCGUGUCGUCUCGGUGUUUUGGAAUCGCUUCUGGCUGAAGCGGCUGAAACGGCCGAAGCGGAACUCGAUGUCCAUGGACUGGAGGAGCUCCUUCGUGAGGCUCGUGAGGCGACUCGCGAGGCGACGCCGGGCGUCCCGAUCCCUCCGGACCCGCCAAGCUCGCCGCGAACGGAGUCUCCACCCACUCCGCCUCCGACUCCACCGCGAUCGACCUCGUACCAGACGGAGAAAGCUCCAGGUGGCCCGUCGGCGUCCGCAUCAUCGCUCGGAGCGAGGACCACUACUGUGACACCGGCAUCUACGCCCACGGUCUCCGUUGAAUCUCGCGUGCCUGUCCCCCCGGCCCGGCGACACGUGACAGCACCAAGGCCUAGCUCCGCACGGGUUUCCCACGCGCCGAAAGAGGCGCCGGGAGCUUCGCGGCACACCCAGCGCCCUCGCCCGGUCAGUGCGCGGGGCUGCAGCAGUUUGGCGUAUUUGAAAGGCUUCCACGGGCAGCACCCACGAACUCCCAGGGACUUGCCAUCUUGGAGCAGCCGGAGUACCUCGCUCUCCGAGCCGGCGCCGAGCAUGCCCAAGGGGAGUGCCCCGGUGUCUCGCAGCUCUGAAGUGCCGGAGGAGCACCGUGGGAGUGCACCGAGGGAACGAAGAAAAGCCCCGCUCCCACGCUUCCGGCGGCCUUCGGGCUACGUCCGCCCAGCCGACACGGCACGCCCCACGGUGCCGAGCCCCUGGCGACCGGAUUGGCUGGAAAAGCAGCUCCAUGCGUACAAGUCUCACCUCGAAGCCUUUUGGGAGAUCAAGGCCGAGGAGUUCAAGGCUUCGAGCUGCGACUCUUCACAGGUGCCGACCCGGAGAUCCGUGGAGAGAUCGGUGGAGGAUCGAUUAGGUGGCCUUUCAGUGUGCUCCACGGUGCCCGAGUGCGACGUCGAGCCGAAGGACUUGCCCUGGGCCUUUGGACGCUUCCGGUGGCAGGAUCAGGCGAAUCGACCGUUGAGCCGCAUCCCUCGGCUGAAGUGAGGCCAAAGUGCCUCUCGGGAUGGCCAUGUUGACUCGCAGGGAGUAGAUCUACAUGGAUG
Durusdinium trenchii is the source of this 2267-nucleotide messenger RNA. The record is from the annotation of a GenBank genome assembly. Lineage: Eukaryota; Dinophyceae; Suessiales; Symbiodiniaceae.